This is a messenger RNA of Globicephala melas (long-finned pilot whale), 11610 nucleotides long. It is a transcript of the gene EXD3, whose product is annotated as exonuclease 3'-5' domain containing 3. The record is from RefSeq and is a predicted model, not a curated record. NCBI's taxonomy places the organism in Eukaryota, Metazoa, Chordata, Mammalia, Artiodactyla, Delphinidae. Gene Ontology annotation, biological process: nucleobase-containing compound metabolic process. Gene Ontology annotation, molecular function: nucleic acid binding; 3'-5' exonuclease activity.
CCAGCCUCAGCAGGCUGCCGUGUCGGAAUGUUCUGGGGGGUGCAUGGGAUUGGAGCCGUGGGACGAGGCCUGCUGGACGCUCAGAGCAGGCAGGGAGGGCCUGUGCCCACCACCAACUUCCGGGCAGUGCGGGGCACCUGCCGGGCCUCGCCCGCUGCCCCCUCUCCCAGAGGGGCAGCAGGACAGCCCGCCUGGACAGCGGGGGGGAUGCGUGUGGUCCGGCGGGAGGAGCUCUGGCGGGGAGGCUGCCAGGGUCUUCCACGGCCACUUGGGGGUCCUGCAGUGGCAGCUGCCACUGCCCAGACCGUGUCCUGCCGUGACCUGUGCCAGGAGGACAGCUCUGCCUCGCGGCCCCCGGGGGUGGUGCAGUUACUGGCCCUCGGCCGCUCCUUCCCUGCACUUUGCUCCCUUGAGGCAUGGAAAGGGCGAGGGAGGCUGCCCUGGCUCUGGGGAGGACGGGCCCACGCGUGGCUGGAGGGAGAGGGCCACAUCCUCUCGUGCCAGCCUGGCCUCCAGCUGCCCGCCGAGGGUGGGCAGGGCACCCAGACCUGGGGCAGGCUGGUCGGGCAGGCGUCCGGAGCAGGUAAACUCCAGGCUUCCACAGCGCUGCGUGGUGGAGGAGGGCCGGCAGCCGGCCUCCUCUCUGGACAGGCCUGGGCUCCCCGCCCGGCUGAGCUGCGGGGCCUUGGGCAGAUAGCGGCCCAUCCACUGCCUGCGCUCAGGCCUGAGAGCAGCCGUCUCUAGCCAUCAGCUGGAGAAUCCAGAGUUUUUGCAAAAGCCAAACGUUUUUUGAUUUUCCAGUUUCGUGCCGUGUGGCUUGAGGGUGAGACUCAGGCAACAGGGCUGUGGUGCUGUUCAGCCUUCCAGUUGGGAGCGGGCUCGUUGCGAGGUGGUAUCCUCUGCCCUGGUGUCACGGUGAGCCGGCUUGUGAGCUCGGCUCGACCCUCCAUCCCUGUUCACUGAAGGCAGGAGCCAGAGGGCCGCAGAGCCUGAGGACGAGCCGGGCGCUGCCCCGGGGGCGGCGGGGCACGGGUGGGGGGCCUGCAAAUGAAGCCUGGGGGCGGUCUCCCUAAUGGUUGUUCCUGGGCAGAGUGUCUGUCUCUGGAUUUAUUUCUCUGGGAAGCGUCCGCUUCCUCCACGUCACCACGGUUUCGGCCGGAGGUCCCUCCCGGUUCCUGACCCCCCGCGUCUCCCGGCAGCGCUGCCCCUCCCCCGGCCUUGUGCCUCUUUCCCGGGGCUGAUCUCAGCCUUCAGGUAGCCGGACGCCCAAGGCAUCGGUUUCCAGGAGUCUUGGUUUCCGAUGCUGCAUUUAACGCCGCACCUUCCCCCCGAGUUCUGUUCGUCACCGGUUUGAUGUGUAGGGGUGCAUCGUCCUUCCUGUUUUCUGAUUUUCGCCGUGUCUCCUUCAACAUUUCCAGAGAAACACAGGGCUGUGUCUUGAUGUCGCUUAGCUGUUUGUUUCUGGCUGUGAAGGAGCCCGGUCCAUCUGUUUUGGUUUUUGCACAGGACAGGCUUGUUUUGUGGUUAGUUAUAUAAACACUCCGAGUUCCCUACUUGGCGAAAGCUCCCGCCUGGAGGGGACACACGUUUGCUCACCAGGGCUUGUCCUGGGUUCCUGUGAGCAGCCGGCACCACGCUGUGCAGUCCAAGCUCAGACGUGUGUGAUAACCAAGGGGCCAGCAGCUGGAGAUGCGGUGGCUCGAGCCCUGAGGACGAGGGUGCAGAUGAGCCAGAGUGUCCUGGGGGCCAAGGGAGCAGCAGAGGGACCCAGGGGGCGGCCGCAUGAGAGCAGCUGGAGCCCAGCAGAGCACGUGGAGUUUUCAGGGACCGGACAGGACAGGGAAUCUGGAGACGAAGGGGAGGCCAGAGGGCAGGAGGGAAGGAGAGAGGAGGUCAGCCAGGGUCUCAGAGCCAGGGGUCCGGAGGAUCGUCGACAUGGACGCUGAGCCCACCACGCCAAGGGCAGGGGUAGCACGGGAGGGCGACACGGGGCCAGACGUAAACCCCUGGGGCCCAAACCUGGUGCGUGAGUUCCACCCCAGGGCUGCAGCUACCGCUCAGGGCCACUUGCGUCUUAUUCUUUACUUAGUUUUGAUUUUUUUUUCUUUUAUAAUUCUAGACAUAUUUAUAUUCUAUUUUCAUCCCCAAACCGGUACCUUACUGUUCUUUACUCUUAGAGCUUUGAUCACCCUGCUUGCGGUCACCAUCAUGGUGAAUUGUUCCUUGUGUGUCCUGUUGUUUUUCAUUGUGAGCUCACCUUAGUGCAGCUUUUUCCCUCUGGUGGCUGAGGGCCAGGUCCCCAGGGCCGUCCCCAGGACCAACCUCCUGAGCACACAUGGAAAUAAAUCCUAAUCCAAAGGCCAGAGCUGGGUCCUUCUAGACCUUUCCUUUUCCCAAGCAAGGGGUGUGGUGCUGCUGAUGGAGACCCCGCCCCCUCCUCGGGCAGUGCUGGACGGGGGCCCCCAGGCUCUGUGGGAACCGCAGCCCCCGGCUGGUGCCCUUCAGACCCCUGAGAGGUGUGUGUGGCCUUGCCUAUCCAUCCUGGAGGGUGACAGCUGUCCUCAGGGUCUGUUUGAGGCCAUCUCAGGUCCUCCCUGGGCUGGACCCCAGCAGGUCCUCGGUCAAGGGAGCCGCAGUGACCUGAACCACUGGAGCGGGCAGGGCGUGGCGGGCUGGCCGUGCACAGGGCCCUGCUGGUCACGCAGAGGACGCCCGGCUGCUCUAGAGACGGUGCUCCGGGAGGAAGCCCAGAGGGGAUUCGCCGCCCUGGAGGACCCGCUCGCCGCCCUCCUGGACAUGCUGGACAGCAGCCGGGGCUGGCGGGGGAAGGGCCCCUCCCUGGAGGCCUGGGUCACCCGUGAGCUGAAGCGCUGCUUGCAGGCACAGCUGUGCCCGGGGCCGGCCCGGGGCAGCCCAGGGCUGAAGCAGCUGCAGGCCCGUGCGGUCAAGCUCCUCGCCGAGAGCCCCCCCGGCCUCAUAGAGCCACUGGUCAGCAUCUUCCAGCUGCAGGACGCAGACCGGAGCCCCCUGCUGGCUCAAGUCCACCGGCUGCACCAGGAGGGCAAGUUCAAAGAAGCCAUCGUGCUGGGCGCAAAGCUGCGGCUGCAGGCAGAUCUUGAUGUUGAGAAGAUGUGCCUCCCCCUGCUCCUCCAGGACAAGGCAGACCUCGUGGAACGCUACGUGGAUGGCUUUCCCGACCUCCAGCGGAGGCUGCUGGCCCUCAUGGACUCCUGGUGCCAGCCCGGCUUUGACAUCAGAGUCGUCGCCAGAAGGUACCCGCAGACGACCUUGAGGCUGGAGAGGCUGAGCCCCAGAGCGCUGGGUCGGCAGGUCCUGCGGCUGCUGGAGCAGCAUGGCCUGGACCCUGACCUGUGUCCCAACGUCAUCACCCAGCAGCGCCUGGCCGCCCUGCGGUAUCUGUGCUACAAGAGACUGGUAGAGAGAAGCGUAUCUCGGGAGAGCUGGGCCGAGCAUGUGCAGGGCCUGGUCGGGCAGGACCAGUGGCUACAGGAGCAGCUGCUGCAGCUGCUGACAUCUCACGACAACACGGCCCUGGUCGCCCAGUGUGCCCUGGACCUCCUGCUGCCCGAGGAGCGACUCCCGGCCUCGGUGGCCGCAGAGCUCCGCCAACUCAGGAUCCAGGAGAGGACGGCUGAGGCCCCUCUGGAGGACGGGAAGGACGAUUACUACCAGCUGCCCAUCCCCAGGGAGCACCUCCACUUCCUGGCCUCGUGGGAGGACCUGGCCAGGCACCAGGAGGAGCUCCUGCAGCCCGGCCAGGUGGUCGGCAUGGACCUGGAGUGGAGGCCCUCGUUCGGAGCCGGGGGCCGGCCCCGGGCGUCGCUCAUGCAGGUGGCCGUGGAGGGCCGCGUGUUCCUGCUGGACCUGCCCCGGCUCUCAAGUCCAGCAGGAGGGCAGGCGCCCCAGGCCUUCUUCCGGCUGGUGUCCCGGCUGCUCGCGGACCCCUCCAUCACCAAGCUGGGUUAUGGGUUGGCGGGGGACCUGCGGAGCUUGGGUGCCUCCUGCCCGGCCCUGGCCCAGGCCGAGAAGCAGCUGCGGGGCAGCGUGGACCUGCUGCAGGUGCACAGGCAGAUGCGGGCAGCAGACAGGCCAGCCCCAGGUGCGGAUGGGGCCGCAGGGCCGCGGGGCCUCAGCCUCCUGGUGCAGCAGGUGCUGGGCAAGCCCCUGGACAAGGCGCAGCAGCUUUCCAACUGGGACCGGCGGCCGCUGUGCGAGGGGCAGCUGGUCUACGCAGCCGCUGAUGCCUACUGCCUGCUGGAGGUGUACUGGGCUCUGUGCAGAGAGCCUGCGCGCUUCCGCCUGUCGGGGGACCUGGCCAGGAGCCUGAGGCUGGGACGCGGUGAGAGAGCAGGGCCUGGGGAGCUGCCGCCCCUUCAGAAGGCCUCGACCUCACCCCAGCAGGUGCCCGCGGGUGAGGACGCGGCCCCCGAGGUCCCGGCCAGGGCCUUCCGCGUGGUGUGUGACAGCAUGCUGCAGGGGCUGGCGCGGAGACUCCGCUGUCUGGGCAUCGACGUGCUGGUGCUGGCCACGGGCGAGGACCACCGCAGGGCCGCCGAGAGUUGCGCAGCCAUCGCCACAGUCGACCUUCAACCACUUUCUCACCCGUGAAGUUGUCCCCCGCGCCCCUCCCCAGCGCCUGGCAGCCUGGCUUCGGUCUCCGGGGAGCCGCCUGUUGCGGACACUGCAUGUCAGUGGACUCGCGCACGCGGCCUUUCGGGCCUGGCUUCUUUCACAAGCGCGCUGUUUUCCGGGCUCAGCUAUGUUGUAGCGUCUGUCAGCGCUUCACUCCUUUUUACCACCAAAUAACGCUCCAUCGGGUGGACCGCAGCGGAUCCACCCACCCGGCCGCUGACAGACGCUCGGGCUGUUUCCACUCUCGUCUGCUGUGACGCGUGCAGCCGUGAAAGAGCGUAGAGGAGGCCGGGUCACAACGUGGGCUUUUAAUAUGUGGUUUCUUUUAUGAAUUUGAACACAUUCUUCUGGAAGGGGUCCCCAGGCUCACCAGGUGGGUGGCCGGAGCACAGAGCUGGCCAAGGACCCUGGGACUGCAGAGCUGUGGGGCGUCGUCAGCAGUGGCCCUUCCCUCCACACUCCGCACCGCCAGCCGGGUCCUCCCAGCAGCCCCCACCCCCAGUAAUGAGGAAGCUGGGGCCGGAAGAGCAGAGGGGAUCUGCCCGGGGCUGCAGGGGGAAGCCGGGAGCCUCCCGUGCCAGCCCCACGUCUGUGCGAGGAUGUCCACUCUCCCCAGCCCUGGCCCCUCACAGCCGUCUCUUCCGGUCGCUUGGUCCUGGUGCCCAGGGGAGGAGGAUGUGGUCGUGCCUCGGGUGGCUCUGGAUGCCGUCCUUGUCGGAAACCCCUCUGUCCCCAACCAGGGUUGUUUCUAGCUUAUGGGGGCAAGACUAGGACGGCCAGCCUGGCAUCUCGAGGACCGCAGACCAGGCGUCAGUGGUCACGGGACCCAGGGAGGAGGGGCCUUCCCAACUGGCCCCGAGAGUAUCCCGGUCUCAGCAGACGGAAGGCAGGGUUUGGCCCCUAGUCUGCACCCGCACUCCCACGUUACCCUCUGAAGUUUUACAUGAUGCGGCCCAAGGGAGUUGCAGGUGUGAUUUACUUGUCAGCUGACCUCAAAGGGGCCGCCCCGGAGGGAGGACCUUGGAUUAUAUGGGUGGAGCUAGUGUCAUCACGUGAGCCCUUGACAGCAGAAACGGAAGGCAAUCAUCAGACUCAAAGCACAGGAAGGAUUCGGUGUGGGCCGCAGGGCGAGGAGACGGACCUCCAUCCAGCAGCCCCCGGGACUGGAUCCUGCGGCACCGAAGGAGCCUGGAAGUGGGUUCGUCACCAGAGCCGGGCCGCCGGCACCGGAGCACCGGGGGUCCUGUGCGUGAGCCCCUGGGGCCCGCCCGCUCCCACCCCACAGAGCUGAGUGUGAGUUCAUGCUCCAGUGGCUGUGGCCACGUUAGAAAAUCAGUAUAUCUGGGAGCCAGGGGUGCAGCGCUGCUGUGAUGAUGCCUCAGACGCGGGAGAUGGAGCAGCCGGAGAGGCUGGGGAAGUGCUGGGGUCGCGACGGCCCAGACGGAGCAGAGGGGGCAGCAGAGCAGGGGCGGACUGGAGCCGGGGGUUCAGACCUCGGCGCCUGGAACAUCGCAGCCCGUGAGGCCACGGGCCCAGGGCCCUCCCAAGGGGUGUGAGAGGGGGACCGAGGUGCUUAUUCCUGGGGUUGGAGCUGCAGCUCGAGCCCCUGCGUUACAGACGGACUUUACCCACGUCUCCCGUGAGGCUUUUAACUUGUCCCCUCAGCCUUGUGGUCGGAGGUCCCAGGGCCUCGUCCUCAGUGCCCACCCUGCGGGGGUGGGACGGUUUACGGCCACCCGCGAGCGGUGCUGGGGGCAGCAUUCUGGGCCGGGGGCGACUGCGCACUUCUCACACCUGUGAUGGUCUUGGGUGCGGCCGGAGCCCUGAGGGCAUCUUCCGGAGAGGACGUCUCUAGCCGUGGGAGCUGCUGUGUCCCUUUGGCCGUUUACAUUUUCUCUUCCAUGGAUCUUUCCCAAUCACGCGUUUCCCGUCCAGACCCCCUGAGUGGAUGAACUGGCUGUUCGGUAUAGAAGGGCUGUACUGUGGGUUUUGACUCCUGUGAUGAGCGCUGUUAACACUCAAACAUUUUUUAAAGAAAGGCAGCACUGCUGGUGAGGGAAGGGAGGAGGGUCCUGCCACGCGGGGCAGAGGCCCGGGCGCUGUAUCCACGCUUGCGGGCAGUAGACCUUUCAAGGAUGAGCCGGGGCGCCAGCCAAGCCGCACUGAGGUGCACCCUGGGCCUCCUGCUGCUUGGGCUCAAGUGUGAGAGGACGGAGUCUGCUGAGCGAAGAGCCGUCGGCAAAGAAGAGCUGGGGCGUGAUGUCUGGGGAGGUUCUCAGCCCGUCUGGAUGGAGGAAGAUGCCAGCAUUCAGUGGUGGCUUCCCCGGGCGUGGCCUGAGCAAAGCUGGGGGGCACAUGGCCAGGCCGGGCAGCCACCCUGGCAGGAGCCAGACUGAGGAGCAAGUGCACGCACGGACAGUGGCGCAGAGUCUGCCCCGACGGAGCCCCCGCCGCCACCUGCGUCCUCGGCUGGCUCCUUGCAGCAGGUCUCUGUGUGCCUCCAGGCGGUCCUGCUGCUCUGGGGACCCCGACGGAUAGACGUGGGGAGAUAAGCGCGUCCAGAAGAGUCUCCAGGAAGUGAUUUCUGAGCGGUUCUGGGGUCUCUGGGUCUGAUCUGCUAAUCUGGUAGACUUAGGGCACUGAGGACCGGUCUGCAGGGGUAAAGAGGCCACUGGUGGGCCAUGCUGUGAUGUGGCCAAGCUCCUCGGAACAUGGCUGGGGUUCCCCGUGGAGGCCCUGCAGAAGGAGAGCCCAAGGGGCUGGCCAGUGGCCGGGAGGGCCCAGGAGGAAGCCCCUCAGUCCUGGGGCGGCGGUGCUGAGGCAGCUCAGAACCACACUCGGGGCUCCAUCCCGUGAGCCGCUGGGUGACAACACACAGGUCACACUCGCGGUCGCUGCUUCACCGUCCAUUCUGCCAGUCUCGUCGGCAGGAAGUCACAUCUCGCUGCGCUUUCGCUCGCCUUCCUCCGAAUAUCAGUGAAGCUGAGCACCCUUCCACGCGCUCGUUCGCUGCCUGUGCCCCUGUCCUGUGGGGUGCCCCAGGCAGAAAGUAGCAGGCCUGACCCUGGGCUGGGAAGGCCCGCUGGCACCGAUGGUCCUGCCGGUAAACAGCUGGUGGAAAACUUGCCCCGAUGGUGGGAGGGGCUCAUUGUGCCCCAGCUGUCCAGACAGCGUGGUCUGCCUAGACGCCUGCUUCCCUUCCGGGUUGCAGAGGGUGCCUGGGUGACUGAACCGCGGCGCACACCACGGGUGCUGAGUCACUAAUGCAUCUGCCCGGUGACGCGUGUUGCGGUGGCCGGCGCAGGGGGGACUCAGCACAGGCCGACUCCACCAGGCAGGCUCCGGGGCUUGAGUGGUUUCCUCUGUGCUUUGCCCAGGUGCUUUCCGUAAGCUGGUUCUGCUUUCUGUCCUUCCCUGAUGGUGUGCUGAGUCCUUCCAGCGAAUCCCCGGACCUGGGGAUGGUGUGGGGACCCCGCUGCUGCUCCGUCCUCCCCCCUCUGGCCUCAGUUCAUCUUGGCAUCUGCAGGGGGAGCCCCACCUCGCUCCCCCUCCGCCUGCACCUUCCCGUGGUGGUCCGGAAACAGCCCCUCCGUGGGCUUUGCUUGGAUCUCGUUGACACUGUGAGCCAGGGUGGGGACAGUGACGUGUCAUCACGUCGAGUCCUCUGUGCGUGAGUGUUGGUCUCGCUCUUCUGCGAGGGUUCCACGCACGUUUUGUAAGCUCUCCACGAAGCCCUGCCACGUCUGUGAGGUUUCACCCCAGGAACCUUCUGCUUUGUUGCCACGACGCGCGGUGCUGCUCGCUUUUCUGCGGCUACACAGAACUGCGGUGGGCCUUUAGUUCUUAGCUGGCCGAGCGUUGAUCUUACAUCUGGACACCUUGCAAAAGUCUCCUAAAUUCCACUGAAUCGACUCAGUUCUUGGGGUUCUCUUUGUGGACAUAUCUUCUGCAAACAGGUUGGUUUCAUUCCUUCCUCUCCAGUCUGUAUGGGUCUUCUUUCUUUCCCUUAUCCUGUCCCAGUGGUCGAGGCCUCCAAGGUGGGGUUGACUAGGGGGUGACCGUGGCCGUCUGUCUCAGUUCUGACUUGACAGGGAAUGUUUCUCCGUGAACCACGGUGGUUGCCAGGCCCCCACACCAGGCUGGGGAGGCUCCCCGGGUGCCAUAUCCGCUGCACGUUUCAUCAUGAAAGAAGCUGAAUCCUACCUGAUGCUUUCUCCGCAGCCAUUGAGAGCAUCCCUGUGACCUGUGCACGUGACGAACCUUUUCAGUCUGGACCCAGCCUAGCCAGCAUGUCACGUGGCUGGGUCUGCCUCCAGGACCGUGUCUGACACAGAACUUCUCUUCCUCACCAUCUUCUCUUCCACCUCAUAAACAAGCUGGGAGUUUUUCCUCCUCUCUGCUUUCUGCUGCUUUGAGUAACAUUUAGAUUAUCCUCUCAAACAUUGGCCGACUUCCUGCAAGGCCUCCUCAGCCUGGUGUUUCAGGGGGGAGGCGUUUCCAGGAGUCUCUGAUUCUUUCUUAUUUAGUAGUUUUAGGACUACUUAGUUGUCUGCAUCUUCUUGAGUCACUUGGUAGUCCGUACCUCUUUCUGGAUGUGCCCAUUUCACAGAGUGUUUCACGUACGCGGUGGUGUCCGGCUCCGCUGUGAAAGCUCUGCGGUACCUGCAGGUGGUCAGCUUCAUUCUGAUUGCUGCUCGCUCGUGCUCCCCCUCUUUCCUGAUCGCACAGAGGUUUGUCAAUUUACUAAGUCUUUUCAAAUAACUAGCAUUUGGCUUUGUUGAUCCUUUCUAUUUCAUUCUUGUGUUUUUUGUCUCAUUAAUUUCUCUUCUUAUCUUUACAGUUUCCUUCCUUUUGCUUGCUUGGGGUUAUUUCCAAGUGGAGUGUUUAGCUCUUUAAUUUUCAGCCUUUAAAAUUUUAUGAUGUAAACAUUCAAGGCAAUAAAUUUUUCUUGAAGUCCAUUUUCGCUGCAUUUCAUCCGUUUUGAUAUGUAGUAUUUUCAUUACUUUUUCGUUUUAAUAAUUUUUGGGCGUCUGUUAUAAUUACUUACUUGACUUGAGUUCUCUGAAAGGCUGUUUUUCAGUUUCAGAAAGCUUGGGGUUUGGGAGCUUUUUAGUUAUCUUUUAAAAAUCAAUUUCUCACCUAUCUGAAUUGUAGCCUGUAUACUGCUGAUUUAGAUAUCUGUGAAGACUUGCUUCGUAGUCAAGCAGAUGAUCCUUUUUACAAAUGUUCCAUGUGGCUUUAAAAGGCCACAGUCUCCUCCAGCCAUGUUCCUUUCCCUCUCUUGCUCUCACACGCUCAGUAGGUCAAGCUUACUUAAUGUUUGCUCAAGUCUUGCAUAUCUUGUUUGGUUGUUUUUCUGCCUGCUUCUAUCGAAGACCUCGACAGUGGGUUCACCAAGUUCUCCUUGUAGUCAUGUCAGUAUCUGCUUAAUAUGUUUUAAAGUUGUUAUUAGGUGCACAUGCAUACAACUUUUAGAAUUCUUAUAUCUUCCUGUUGAGUGAAAUCUUUUACAAUUAUGAGGUGAACCUCUUUGGCUCUAGUACUGCUCUUUGCAGUAAAGUCUAUUUGAACUAAUAUUAAUACCAUUUCUCCAGCAUUCUUUGGUUAGUAUUUGUAUAUCCUUUUCUCACCCUUUUGCUUUCAACCUUUCUUUGCUCUUAUUAGGUGUAUUACUGUACUUACAAACUGCUUCUAGAUGGACUUUUAAAAAUCUAGUCUGACAGUCUUUGCUUUUCAACCAAUUUAAUCCAAACCAAGUUUAAUCCAUUUACAUUUAUUGUAAUUACUGAUAUAAUUUGUGUUUAGUUGUACUAUAUAACUUGUGCUUUCUAUUUCUCCUACUUCUUCUGAUCUUUUUUCCCUUUAUUUCCUAUAUUUUUUUGUCUUUUUCAUCCUUGUUUCUAUUUUUUUCCUCUAUUAGUUUGAAAGUUAUAAAUUCUAUUUCUGUUCUUUUAGUGAUUGGCCUAGAAAUUUUAACAUUUAUUUCUGAGUUGACAAUGUCUAAAGUUAAAAUUAAUCCAGGGAUUUUAGGUCAAUUUAGCUUUCUUGCCUGCUUUCCGUUUUACCUGCUAUUAUUUUCCAGUAUUUUUAACACAUUGUGGUUUUUCUUAGUUCUAAAAAUUAGACAUCAUUAAAUCUGUUUUAUGUAUUCUGUCCCUUUUCGAGUUUAUGAUGUAUGGACAUGCACAUGCACUCCAAGAAAAAGCAGGCUCUUUUUCACUAAAAGAACUUCCUUUGCUAUGACCUUUCAUUGGGGCCAUUUUUCCCUGAAAACUCUGUUUCCUCUGUCUUCUGAAAAAGAAUGUUGCAGGGUUUAUAGCUAUAGCUUGACAGAACUCCGAUAAGAGUCCACUGUCUCUUGCACCUGUCAUUGCUGUUGGGACGUCUGCCUUCCGUUCUUGUCACUCCUGGUUUUACUCUCGACUGCCCUUUUGUUUGGGUCUUUCUUCAUAUUUACUUCAGUUGUGUGUGUUUGUUUUUAAUUUUGCUUUUUUAUUAAUCACAUAGAUAUAUAUUUGUUACCACUACGAAGUAACCACUUGCUUAUUGCUUUUUUUUAAUUGUGGUAAAAUAUAUAUAACAUAAAAUUGAUCAUUUUAACCGUAUUUAAGUGUACGAUUCAGUGGCAUUAAGUGCAUUCACAGUGUGUGCAACUGUCACCACUGUCCAUAUCCAGAGCUUUUUCAUCGUCUCAAACAAAAACUCUAUAUGCAUUAAGCAAUCAUUCUCCUCUUCCCCCUCCCACAGCCCCUGGUAACUACUGUUUCACUUUCUGUCUCUGUGAAUUUGACUCCUCUAGGGACCUCAUGUAAGUGGAAUCACAUAAUGUUUGUCCUUUUGUGUCUGGCUUAUUUCAGUGAGCAUAAUGCCCUCAAAGUCCAUCCAUGCUGUAGCACAUGUCAGCAUUUGCUUCCUUUUUGAAGCUGGAUAAAUUCCAUUGUACAUUGUGUGUGUGUG